AUGGAAGCCUCAACAGCUGCUGAUGCUGAAGAUGACGAAAUAAUUAAAGAGAUACCCAUAAUUCAUUCUAAGAGACUUGAGGACAACUUAUAUCUAUUUCAAUACCCAUUAAACCAUAGCGUAACUACUAAUCAACACAAAAUCAAAUCAUGCUUUUUCAAACCCAAAAACCAAGAAGUCAAACUUGAACUAGGUAUUGAUACCCAUUCUCCGAAUUUUGACACAGGAAGAGCUGAGAUAAUAGCACAUGAGGUAGAUAAGGACUCAGACAAAACCAAAAAGAAUCCUAAAUAUUUUGAGAAUGAGGUUGUUGACAAGGUUUUUCUUCAAUCAUCUAAGACUGUUCAAGAUGCCAACAGGUAUGCAGUGGCUGUGUAUAAUGGCAAAGAAGUCCAUCUUACCUCUCUAAGUGGAGUAUUUCAAUUCAGGCCGGUUUUCCCUUAUAUGGAAAAGGGCUUAAAGAGGAAGAAGGAAACAGAUGGGAAUGAGUCUGAUGAAGAACAAGCUGGCCCAAGUUCUGCCCAACAAGUAACAGUAAAGUUCAAAUCUAGUGAUGAAAGGUGGAAAAAGAUGGAUGAAACUAGCUAUCAUGCUUUGCAGUCUAAAAAAGCUGAAGAACCUUGGACUGAGUGUGAAUGGCAUGAAGCAGAUAGCACUUUUAGUUGUGUGGAGAGACUCAAAUUGAUGUCAGACAAUACAGAAGACAUCAGCCAAGCUACUACUUUAGGAGAUUCAGAAUAUAUAAGGCUGCUGAUUCCAGAAGACCAGGAACAGACACCUCUAGAACCAGUACUGCCUUCUCACCUACUUUCUUUGAAUGCCUUGAGGGCUUUACCCAUUCAAGAGAGAUGUAGGGUGUUAUUAAAAGAUGCCCAAAUAAUAAGAUUCCAGCAGCUUUUGAUGCUUUUAACAGGGGGAGAAAAGACAGCAACAGAUUCAUUACUGAAAGUUCUUCCGGUUGUAGCAGUUUUAGUCAGAGGCAACUGGGUAGUUAAGUCUGAUGUUUUGUAUCCUGCUAAUACGUUUUCUGCCACUAGUGGAGUUCCAGCAGAAUUGAUGUGCAGAGCCAGAGAUUAUAUUGUAAGUAUUUAUUUGGCAGUUUUGAUAUCUGUACCUAGGAGAGAAAAGGCACUAUGUGCACAUGCAGAUGCAGAAUCCAUUCCGAGUCUUAGUGAAGCAUAUGACUCGGAUGCUGAUAAAGAGUAUAUUCCACAUGAAAAUGAAUAUUCUAACUCUGAUGUUGAGCAUGAGGCGAACAAAUUAACAAAAGUCAAGGUAGUCAAAAACCAAUUGGCUUCAAACAACAAAAUGGAACUAUACUCGACAUAG
Molecule: messenger RNA, 1329 nt
Organism: Diabrotica balteata
Lineage: Eukaryota; Metazoa; Arthropoda; Insecta; Coleoptera; Chrysomelidae
Source: the annotation of a GenBank genome assembly